Messenger RNA from Centropristis striata (black sea bass), 2666 nucleotides. It is a transcript of the gene znf703, whose product is annotated as zinc finger protein 703. Bases 418 to 2187 code for a protein of 589 amino acids. The record is from RefSeq and is a predicted model, not a curated record. The transcript has 2 exons. Lineage: Eukaryota; Metazoa; Chordata; Actinopteri; Perciformes; Serranidae. Gene Ontology annotation, biological process: negative regulation of DNA-templated transcription. Gene Ontology annotation, cellular component: nucleus.
UAUGUGGAAGAAGUGAGGUACUGUGAGACUGCUGCAGAGGGACAGAGAUACACACGCCGGAGGACUGUCACACACCAGCCUCUGCGGGGAUAUUCUUCACUUGCACUCCGUAUUUUGAUGACUACUUAUGGUGCUUUGUUUUUGCUCGAUUCCUCUUUUUCAACACUGGAUAAAGGAAUAUUUAGGAAUAAUUAGCGGGUGAGAUUGAAGAGCACGUUAGAAGAUGACAUUUGGGCAAUUUGUACCUCUUUAGAGACAGCUUGGGUCCGACACGGAGGACGCGCACUGCGUACACGUCCUUCCGGAUUACCGCACUCUCUUCGUUUUAAUGUAUCAUCAUGAAACGUGCUGGUAAAUGAAUUUCAACCCUGCGUCCACUCGUUACAUGCCCUCAUCCCUCCUCGUGCCCCGAUCCAGAUGAGAGAUUUCCCCGGUGGACCUGAACCGCUUUUACGCAGACAGUCCCCGGAGCGCAGCGCCGCCUACGCCAGCGGCGAUCCAUACCGGACAGGAGCGGAGAGAGCGUCCGUUCCCCUACUGACUUCUUGUCCUCCAUCGGAUCCUUUGCGUCAGGCUAAAAGGCUUCCAAUCCGGAUCGUAAAGAUGUUGACGGCGCACAGCGGCCACUUGCUGCACCCGGAGUACCUCCAGCCCCUCACGUCCGCGCCAGUCAGCAUUGAACUGGAUGCCAAGAAGAGUCCUUUGGCCCUGCUGGCCCAGACCUGCUCUCAAAUUGGCAAACCAGACCCCCCCUCCUCUUCCAAGCUAGCCUCCCUGUCCUCAGGCAGUCUGGGGGACAAGGAAUCGUCCAGCCGAUCUUCCAAGUCUGGAGACCAGCACCAGUCCCUGGAAGACAAGUCCAGCUUCAAGCCUUACUCCAAGUCAUCCGGCGACUGUCGUAAGGAUGUCCUGGUGACAAAGGGACCUUCGGAUAAAGCAGCUUUUAGAGUGCCAAAUGGAAGCUCCAACAGUGGCAAUGCUUCCUGUCCAUCUUUUCCUCCCCAUUCCCAGUCACCCAGCUCCAGCCCUCCUCCCCUGCACCCUCAGAGCCAGCCCCACAGACAAAGCCAUUCCCCCCCCACGCAGCCCCCUUCACACUCCCAGGCCCCGCACAUGGACAGCAAACCUGGGACCUCAGAGCAGUCCAGCUCGGACAAUAAUAACAACAGCGCUGGCAAAAAAGACUCCGAUGCAGCUAAGUCAGGGAUGGAUGUGGCUCAGUUAGCCAACUCCAGUCACAUACGGGCCAGCGCCAACUCCAGCAACGCCAGCUCUGCCAGUAGCCCGCGGCCGGAGAGCAAGGCCGAGCCACAGGCCUCCUCACAGCCUGGCUUGGGCUCUGGGCACAUUGCCCCGGUCUCUCCUUUUAAACCAGGACAUUCUGUCUUCCCCAUGCCUCCUGCUAGCAUGGGCUACCACGGCUCUAUAGUGGGGGCCUACGCUGGCUACCCCUCCCAGUUUGUUCCCGGCUUGGAUCCUACCAAGUCUAGUUUAGGGUUAGGACUUCAGGGGAAGCACCCCAGCUCCAGCCCGCUCACUGGCGCCUCACCUCCAUCCCUGAUGCAGGGCUUAUGUCGGGACCCAUAUUGUCUGACUUACCCCAACGCACCCCAUCUGGGAGGAAGUAACUGCUCCACCUGUGUCCACGAUCCCUCCAGCCUCAAGUCUGGUUUCCCUCUGGUUUACCCCUCCCACCACCUCCACUCCCUGCAUCCCAGCUCCUUGUCUUCCAGCACCGCCCCGACCCUGUCCCACCCCCUCUACACCUAUGGUUUCAUGUUACCAAAUGAACCGCUGCCUCACGCCUGUAACUGGGUGUCAGUCGGAGGUCCCUGUGACAAGCGUUUCGCCACGUCAGAGGAGCUACUUGCCCACCUGCGCACCCACACAGGCCUGCAUGGGAUGGUGGACAGUAAGCUGUUGUCAGCCUACCCUUCAUCGGUUUCAUCGACUGCCUCUUGUCACCUCCACCUGCCCCCACACAGCAGCCCGGGUACCAUGCCCAGCUCCUUUUCCCUCAGAGGCUCUCCUGGCUUGGGCUUGGCUCGCUACCACCCCUACAGUAAAUCCCACCUCCCCGGAGCACCAGGACUUUCUAUGUCAUCCCUCCCCUCCUCAGCCUAUUACUCCCCCUAUGCCCUCUACAGUCAGAGACUGGGCUCAGCCUCAGCCCUUGGAUACCAGUGAUAUCAGAAAUAGUGUUGAUGCCCACAGACUGCAGACACCAGCUUGGACUGAAGAUAGAUUCUUGAGAUGGGGGUCAUCACCAGUACAGGGCAACACGCCUGCUGGCCUGCCUGCCAGGAAUACCACCUGUUAGCCUCAGGAUUGUGACUGGCGCUCCAAAGGCAAAAGACCCUGUGAUGGAUUGUCUGCAGAACCAACAGACUUUAGUGAUUAAAGACGGCAGCACACAAAGCUUGAAAAUAAUGGAAGUGUGGGAUUAUAACACCUGUCUUGAUUUUUGUUUUUCUCUAUAUCUGUCUCCCAGAAAUGAAAGUCUGUAUUUAUUUUUCACUCAAGCGCUUGGUUUUCAAACCUAGGGGGUGGGGGAUUUUUGCUGUCCAAAUAAAUUGUUCUGAAAUAUUCUAACUGAAAAAGAAUGAUUUAAGUAUAGUACCAUCAUGCCUAUCAUACACUCUAAAAAUAAAAACCUUGCACCACGA